GGGUUAUUGGGAAGGGGCAAAAAAAAUAAUAGAAAGAAUAUAUAAGUGAAAAUAUGACAAAGAAAAUAAAAUAAUGCACAUUAAAUAAAGGAAAGGGUAUUUUGGUCAAAUGAUGGAUCGAACAGUGUGAAGAAACGGUCGUUGGGAGUCGAUGUCGUAGUCAGGAGCCUUUUCUGGCGAAUCGCGCCAAUUAUAUAAAAUUAAUAAAAUAAAAACUAAAAAUAUAAAAUAAAUAAGCUUCUUCUUCGAUGCAACGUUCACAUCCACACUUCUUCUUCUGAGAUUACUUCUCUCUCUCUAGGCUCAGCUGAAUCAGUGAAGAAAGAAACUGCAUUUCACAGAUUCUCUGCAACUGCCUGCGAUGGCUGCUAAGCCCUCCGAGGAGGCAAAUCCAUUGGUUGAGGGAACUGUGGAUGGAAGCUGUAACCUACCUGUCAGCUAUUCAGGUUUCCAAAUGCUGAAGUCAGGUUUUGAUUCAGGUAAUUUCCCCCUUCUUGUUGAAGAGGCUUCGUGUGCAGGAAGUUUAAAACUCCCCUCGGAUGGCUCACAUGUCCAAGAUCUCUUUAGCAUUUCUGUCUUGCCCCAAGAGAGCAAUGAUCUACAUUGUUCUUCUCAUUUGGCUUUCUUAAGAUUUCUAGAAGUUACUAAUCCUAAGAACGAUCAGGUCUACAUGGAAGCAAAACUGAACUCUCAGAACAGCACUGAUUUAAAAAUGAACAGUACACAGACCUUUUCUUCUUGUGUUGUUGACAUAGAUGUUGAAAAGAUGUCCUUGAAAGUGCCUGAAUCUAAUGAGAAAGCUGUGGAAAGUUUGAAAAGCGAGAGUGUUUUGCUAUACUUGCAGAGGGUUUUGUGGAGACAAGCAAGUGUAACUGUUGGUGCAAAACUGAUCCAACUUCUCAUGAAUUACGGAACUUCCAGAGAUAAAACAGGGGUUGAGAGGGUUCAUGAAACACCAAAUAACCAAUGGAGAAGGUACAAACGAGCUGCCUCGUUCGAUUCAAGAAAAGUGGUUCUUCUGUUCUCAAUCUUGUCAAUUUUGGGCACAUUAAUUUUGAUAUUUCUCACGCUCAAAGUCAGGCAGAGUGCUGAUAGCAUUGUUCAUGUCUGAAGAUCGUGUCUCUCUCGGCUACUUGUUUCACACGCAUCACCUUUGUUUUUUUAUUUUUCUGAGUUGUCUCCUGAUAACUAGAGUUAAAAAAGAUCCCUUCAGAUUGUAUAUAUUGAUAUUGGUAUAGUGUCUAGAGUUGCAGAGUGAUGAUGGCUUUUAUUAUAAUAUUUAGGUUUAAUGAAUUUUUAUUUGUCUUCCUCAUAUGCAUGCUUUUUUGAGCUCUCUUCUAGAAAUUAAUGUUGAACGAACCUUCUUUUUAUGAUGUAAAUAUUCAUAAUUCUUGGUUAGGCUUUCUAUGUAAAUUGGUGCUUUUGUUCA
Molecule: messenger RNA, 1429 nt
Organism: Cannabis sativa
Lineage: Eukaryota; Viridiplantae; Streptophyta; Magnoliopsida; Rosales; Cannabaceae
Exons: 6
Coding region: 362-1111 (249 amino acids)
Source: RefSeq, a predicted model, not a curated record